Molecule: messenger RNA, 2871 nt
Organism: Diceros bicornis minor
Lineage: Eukaryota; Metazoa; Chordata; Mammalia; Perissodactyla; Rhinocerotidae
Gene: MTHFD2L
Product: methylenetetrahydrofolate dehydrogenase (NADP+ dependent) 2 like
Exons: 8
Coding region: 719-1645 (308 amino acids)
Biological process (GO): tetrahydrofolate interconversion
Cellular component (GO): mitochondrion
Molecular function (GO): methylenetetrahydrofolate dehydrogenase (NAD+) activity; methylenetetrahydrofolate dehydrogenase (NADP+) activity; methenyltetrahydrofolate cyclohydrolase activity
Source: RefSeq, a predicted model, not a curated record
UGUAGUUCUUCAUAGUGAAUGUGAUUUAAAUCUGACAUCAUUCCUAUUGACUUGAAAUUUGAACCUUAGUGUUAUUCUUACUGAAAAUUGUCUUUGAGUUUGAUAAAUUCCCUAAUGAUAUUGACUCUUUUAAAUUAACAUUUAUUACCCGUUUCUGAGCUAUAUAGAGCUUAAAUGAAAAACAAAAAAGUAUUUUUGAUUAUUUUUUCAUAUUUUUGAGUAAUGAGAUACCUAUAGCAGUGGAACAUAUAAAUAUUUUUUUAGUGGAGGAGUGUUUUUUUUUUUUAAUAAGUGGAAUUUCAAGAAAUAAUAUUGACAGAAUUUGAAAGUUACAAAAUCUUGGAGUAUCAUUUAACAUUUUUCUCUCAAUGGUUUUCUGUUUAAAAUUUGCAAUGAGUUUUUUUUUUUCCCCUAUUUACUGAGAAAUUAGAUUAAUUGGAAGAAUCUAUAUUUAAUGCCGAAGAAAUAAAUAAGCCCUCCUAUUUGUUGCAACUUAUUGUUUCUUGAAAUGAAUUAUGUAAACAGCCAAAAAGUUAAAAAUAAAAGAUUCUUGGUGAUUAAAUUUUUCCCAUUUUGCCUUGCUGUAUGAGGAGUUUACAAAUCAGAAUGUCCUUGGGUUACAAACAUCACAUGAAUCUUUGGUCCAGUUCUUUUCAGUGUAUGGAGCCGGGCAGCAGCCUAUCCCACUUGGAGGGGAGGUUCCAGACCUUGUACAUUAAUGCUGUGCUCAAAGUGGAUUUGCAGACAUGAUGCCAUUGUUAUCUCAGGAACUGAAAUGGCCAAACAAAUCCAGAAAGAAAUCCAGCGAGGUGUGGAGUCAUGGAUUUCCCUUGGGAACAGAAGACCUCGCCUCAGUAUCAUUUUAGUGGGCGAUAACCCAGCAAGCCACACAUACGUCAGGAAGAAGAUCAGAGCCGCCUCUGCUGUAGGUAUCUGUAGUGAGAUCAUUCUAAAACCUAAGGAUGUUUCUCAGGAAGAACUUUUGGAUAUAACUGAUCAACUGAACAUGGACCCAAGAGUCAGUGGCAUAUUAAUUCAGUUGCCACUACCAGACCAUGUGGAUGAGCGAACAGUAUGCAAUGGAAUUGCUCCCGAAAAAGAUGUAGAUGGAUUUCAUAUUAUCAAUAUUGGAAGACUGUGCCUUGAUCAGCAUUCUCUCAUACCCGCCACUGCCAGUGCUGUUUGGGAAAUAAUCAAAAGAGCAGGAAUUGAAACAUUUGGAAAAAAUGUGGUUGUGGCUGGAAGAUCCAAGAAUGUAGGGAUGCCCAUUGCCAUGCUUUUACACACUGAUGGAGAGCACGAACGGCCAGGAGGUGAUGCAACUGUGACGAUAGCUCACAGAUAUACCCCCAAAGAACAACUGAAGAUCCAUACUCAGCUGGCAGAUGUUAUUGUAGUAGCUGCAGGUAUUCCAAAGUUGAUUACUUCUGAUAUGGUGAAAGAAGGUGCUGCUGUAAUUGACGUGGGGAUCAACUAUGUCCACGACCCCGUGACGGGAAAGACAAAAUUAGUUGGAGAUGUGGACUUUGAAGCUGUUAAGAAGAAGGCUGGUUUUAUCACUCCAGUUCCAGGAGGCGUGGGACCCAUGACAGUGGCGAUGCUUCUGAAGAACACCCUUAUGGCGGCUAAAAAGAUCAUUUACUAGAUUACAUGAAAGAAUAAAGCAAGCCGAAGUCAUGCUAUUUAUUUAUUUGACGAAGGGCAAAAACCUUUAUAUUUUACUACAAAGGUAUUUAUGUCUACAUUGUAUUUAUUUUUCCACGGAUGGAAUCAUUGUGGAUCAGAUGAUUCAUACAACUUUGUGCAUUUCCUGCUAAUGGACUUUGAAUUUUAGGAAAAAACAAAACAAUUCCAAUGAAAACUUUGGUAGCAAUUAUUUUGUGAAUAAUAUUUGUUCAUAAUGUUAAAACAAUGAAGGGCUCAUAAUAAAUGAAUAUAUUUUUGAACCAAUUAAAUAUCACACACAGUAUGUUUUCAACAACUGUUUUGUCAGCCAAAUGGGCACCCAUGUAAAAUAUAAUUUAGGUUUUGCUAUGAGCAUGCUCAAUUUUUAUAUAUUUUAUGUUCUAUAUCAUAUGCUGAAAAAGAGCUACUCGCUAAAAGAAAGAUAAAAUAUUAAAAAUAAAAUCUGGAUCUCAUACAUCUCCUAAAUACAUCCUAUGAGGCAUCCUAAUGAGAAAUGAUGCUCUAUUCAAAGAAAGAAAAAUAUACAAGGAAGGCAAAAAAUGCAGUGCUACUUGGAAAUAGUUAUUUCACAUUGUAAAUGACUACUUGCUAUAGUUAAAAUAGAAUAUGUUAGGUUUACAUGUAAGUUAUUUGUUCUUCUAGAAAAAUAUUUGGACAAUAACUUUCCUUGAGGAAUAAUGGAAAAUCCAAACACAAAUAAAUAUACAGAACAAAACUAACGUCGUAUUUUCCCACAAAUAUCAGAAAAAUAUGAUAUAGUAUGAGCAAGGACUUCAUUAAAAGAGCAAAUGUUAUGUUUGUUCACAAAUUCAGAAAUAUAAUAGGAAAAUUUGACACUUACAAUGUGCCAAAGCUAAACCUUAGGAUAUGACUAAAAACCUACUGCUUCGUUGCCCAUAGUUCUUCUCUCUUCUGUUAUGGCAUUUAGUUCCCAAAGUAGAUGCCAUGUUUCUAACACAAUUUAAAUUAGGAAAUACAUGUGAAUGGCAGUUGAAGGCUAUUUUGAGACUAUGCUAGGCACAUAAUUGUAUUGUUUUCAUGCCCAAAUCCCAGUGUGUUUAUGUACCAGCAAUGAUUCUUACCCAAUGCAUGUCUUCAUCAUUGUGAACUCUUGAUCGUUUGUGUGAAAAUAGACUAGAUGUUUGUAAUUAAUAAUAUUUCAACUGUAUAAUAAAAAAAAUUUGA